CGCCAACAUGGCGGCUCCCAGCGGCCGCCGGCCGCAGCCCGCGGGGCCGGGCGGGGGCAGCGGGGCCGGGCCUGGGCCUGGGGCUCUGCGGGGUGCUGAGGAGGACGCCGAGGGUCUCUACGUGGCGGUGGAGCGCUGUCCGCUCUGCAACACCACGCGCCGCCGCCUCACCUGCGCCAAGUGCGUCCAGAGCGGCGACUUCGUCUUCUUCGACGGGCGCGACUCCGAGAGGUUUUCAGACAAGAAAGAAAGGCUGAUGCAUCUUAAAACCAAACAGAGAGAAUUCCAAAAACAUGUUUUGAAGGCCAUGGAAGGGAAAGAAAUAACUGAUCAGCUGAGAUGGAAAAUAAUGUCUUGCAAGAUGAGGAUUGAGCAGCUGAAACAGACCAUUUGCAAGGAAAAUGAUGAAAUGACAAGACACACAGAGGGGCUGCUGAGGAUUAAAGAGGAGAACCAGAAGCAUUAUCGCCGGGCUCAGAGGCACCAGGAGAAGAAAGAGAAGAUCCAGAGGCACAACAGGAAGCUGGGAGACCUGGUGGAGAAAAAAACCUAYGACCUGAAAACUCAGUACGAGCACCUGGCAAACCUGCGCCGGUCACACAUCCUGGAGCUGACCUCGGUCAUUUUUCCCAUUGAAGAAGUGAAGACAAGCAUGAGGGACCCUGCAGACGUGUCCUCCGAGAGCGACAACGCCAUGACCUCCAGCACUGUGAGCAAACUGGCAGAGGCACGGAGAACCACGUACCUGUCAGGGAGGUGGGUGUGUGAUGACCACAAUGGGGACACCAGCAUCAGCAUCACGGGGCCCUGGAUCAUCCUCCCCAACAAYGGAGACUACUCGGCUUACUACAACUGGGUGGAGGAGAAGAAGACCACACAGGGACCUGAUAUGGAACAUAAUAACCCUGCUCAUACCAUCAGUGCUGCAUUGUGCUAUGCAACUCAGCUYGUUAACACUUUGUCUCUCAUACUUGAUGUAAAUCUUCCCAAGAAGCUCUGCAACAGUGAGUUCUGUGGAGAGAAUCUCAGCAGGCACAGGUUCACACGGGCAGUGAAGAAGCUGAAUGCCAAUAUCCUUCACCUCUGCUUCUCUCAGCAUGUAAAUUUAGAUCUGUUGCACCCCCUGCAUACCCUCAGGAACCUCAUGUACCUGGUCAGCCCAGACACUGAGAACUUGGGCAGAUCCGGCCCCUUCGAAAUCAGCGCUGACCUGGAAGACUCCAUGGAGUUCGUGGAGCCCAGCGCGGCGGGCGAGACGGACGAGAGCGGCGACGAGCACGUGAGCGACGAGGAGACGGACCUGGGCACGGACUGGGAGAACCUGCCCAGCCCCAGGUUCUGCGACAUCCCCUCGCAGCAGGUGGAGAUGCUGCAGAGCCAGAGCAGCCAGGUGUCACAGCCCAUCGCCAGCAGCAGCGCCGGCGGGAUGAUCUCGUCCGCCGCCGCCUCCGUCACCUCGUGGCUCAAAGCCUACACCGGGCACCGCUAGCAGGAACCCUCCCCGASCGUGCUGUAGUCAACCUUUACCCAUUCAGUUAAGUAGUGCCUGGAAUAAGGGAAAGGUCAGACUUUUGUUUUGUAAACCGGAGAAAACCUUUUUAUUUACCCAGGAUGACUGUGACGGCCCCGUUUUGUAAAUUAGCUCCGUKCUCCCGACGGAUUCGGUGAGGGCACUUUGUGUCUUGGUUCUGUCUGCAUCGAGGAUUGUAAAGGACCCAGCAACCUCCAGCUCUACUUUCUGAAGCAGAAACAGAUUUUGGAGUGUUUGGAUCGGGAUGAGGCUGCUCAGGGUGCGGUCUGGACAGUGGUGCAAAUGCAGUUCCCACUUUCUUAACUCCUUACAGGGUUUUCCUUUGUGUGUGUGUUUUAAAUCUGUCUUGCAUAAUGCAAAAAUGCGUAUUUCUAAAUUUUUUUCAUUCAGGACAUGAAAAUUGUGCAUUUUUAACAUGUUUUCUAAUCUCUGUUGCCAUAUUUUUAAUACAAAUAAUCAGCAUGGACAGGGAAUUCACACAGCAAAUUGCUCUUGUUUUAGAUUUGGUUGUGAAUCUUUCCCCAGUUUUGCCGUAGCAGACUGGCUUGUUUCAUGCUGUUUCCACUGGUAGGUGUAGAAGUUUYGUGUUGUGCUGCCUGAGGCACACAGAUUCUGUACUCUUUAAUACCAUACACCAAAGAAACACUGGACAUUCUCUGGCUCAACCCACAUUCGAUGCUGAUACAGGAUUGCACUGUUGCAAUAAUGCCCAUCCAUGUGUUGCCACUUUUUAGCAUUAGAAAAAACCUCAUUUCAAGCCAGUUUGGUGAGGUCACACGUUCUCCACACUACACGUGUUUUUAACCCUGUUUUAUUUGCUGUUCUCGGUGGGGUUUAUUGUUUACUGGCUGCCAGGAAGGUGGUUUGGUGUCCCUGGCACUGCUGGCUCGUGGAGCCCCGCCAGGGGAUGAGGUGGAGAACAGGGCUCCUCCUCUGCCUCUGCCUUGCAGGACGGGGUCUUUGCUCAGCAAAGCUUCCAGCGUUUACAUUCAGAGCUGGGACAGUUCCCCUGCAAGGGCAGAGCCUCCUGCCCUCCCUGCAGGGGAGGAUUUCUGCUGCUGCCCCGCAGCUCCUAACGGGGACACGACAAGGCCGUGGUGGGUGACACAGAGCCCACAUCUCUGCCUGAUCCCAGCUCCAGGGCUGGCUUUCCAGCCUCUUCACGGGGUGUUUUGUCGUGGUUUGCUCUGUUCCUCUCCAGCCUGGYCAGUGCUGCCUCUGUCCCCACCUGGGAGGGGUGGGAAGCCGGGUGUGGCAGUGACACCCGUGUGCCCCAUAUCGGGGACAGGCUGACUAUGGUGUCUGCCACCCCCACCCCACCAUGGCAGCUGCUUUUCUUUAGCCCUGAGCUCAGUUACUGUUGUCAGUAGUUUCUUUUAAUUUUUUUUUUUUUUUUUAAACCAAAGACCCUUAACUCCUCACGUUGUCAGACAACACCCCCUGGCUCCUGCCACUGCUGUGCUCUGAGAGCUGGGUUUGUUUAGGAGAAGAGCCCAGGCCCCUGGACUGCUGCAGCCUGAUGGGGRUCAGUGCCCCCAGACCCAGCCCGGGGUCGGGCUCUGUUGGCUCACAGCACUUUAGCACUCGCAGCUCUGAGGAACCAGCACACACCAGUAUUGGAAACUGGGCCCCCAGCCCAGCCCCUUCUGCUUCCCCGUGUAUUUUGCACUGGACCCCGCCAUCUAAAUAMCUUUUUUUGUUGUUUUUUAAUAGGCAUUUCAGCCCCUUUUUCAUUGCUGCCUUUGUGCUUUGAGCCCUGGAAGGUCAGCCCAUGACUCAGCUUYGUGCACUGUCACUGAACUUAGGGAAAGAAAAUCCAACACAAUAACUUUUCUAAGCCAUAUACUGCCUAUCCRUGUUUUCCAAAAUAAUUUAUUUGCAACCCUGUCGUAUUCUGAGAGUGCACAAGGGCACCAUGAGGGUGUUCAAAGACGUUGGGGUGGGGUUUUUCGUGGAACGUUUUUUUUGUAACAGAACACAAGGUUGUGGUGGUUUUUCUUAAAAGUGUUUUGCACAUGUGUAGCUGAGGAAGAAUUURUGUGUGUCCAAACCUUGAGUGCAAUCACCAGGAUUCGUUUUCCAGGUUGUUUGGGGGCGUGGGGGAGGGAGGGCAGGAAUAUCUGUAAUUAUAGAUAUUUGAAGGCAGGCAGCUGAGAGUUUACAAAACAUUUUGCGUAGCAUGAACACAGGAAUUUCAGUUCAGGCCGGGACUUGUGGUCAUGAGCAGUGACCUGGGAUGGCCAAUUUGGGCUGCCAGGGACGAGCCUGAUUUUGGGGGCCCAGCCCUGUGCCAGGUUUUGGGUGGGACACCCAGGGGUGGCUUUGUCACCUGCAGAACCUCGCAGCCCCUCUCUCACAACUUCCAGACUUAAGAUGUAACACAAAUGGUUUGGUUUGUUUUUUUUUUUCUUCUAAAUUUUAUUGUAUUAUUGCAAUAAAUCUUUAACAGUAAUUUUUUUAAAGUUGUAUAUUUAUGACCGUUACUUCUGUGUGGUUUGUUUUUCACCGUGCUGGGCAAAGUACACAAGAAUUUCCAGCUUUCAAAGCAUGACAGGGACCAGACCUGUUACAGUGCAAUCAGUCGUACAGCGGUGGAAUAAGCAAUACCCAUUCUAAAAAAAUACUCUUACAUAAAAUAACUGCAUCUCCAUGGGAGCAGGGGGUGGAGUCCUGCACAACACACACACACACACACACACAUCCCUCUAUGUACAUGUAAACGGGUAAAACCUCUCGUGUGAGCCCGGCCUGGGGCUGCUCCUGGGCCGGGGGUUGUUUGUUUCUGCAGGUGCUGGGUUCCUUCUGCAUGCAAAGGGAAAAAAGCUCCUCGUUACAAGGUCAUUUCAGGGUGCAAAAGGGAGUCUUUGAAGGUUGGAGUUAUUAAAGUGAAGCAGUGUCAGAGCGAUGGGGAAGGGCCAGGCAGGCUCUGCCCACGGGCCCUGGCAGCCCAUGAUUUAUGGGCUGCUGAUGAUGGAGCAGAAUCGAGCCCUCCCAGCCCAUCUUUUGUGAUGGAUCUGAUGGGGAGGGCUGAUGGCCCUGUUUUCCAGCUGUUGGGCACUCAGGAUGGGGAGCAGCAGCCACCUGGGGCUCCUGCACAGGGAGCUGGGCCAGUUGAUGGUCACAGCACAGCCAGGUCAUGGCCAGGGCAAAGCAAAGCAAAGCCUGG
Molecule: messenger RNA, 4697 nt
Organism: Malurus melanocephalus (red-backed fairy wren)
Lineage: Eukaryota; Metazoa; Chordata; Aves; Passeriformes; Maluridae
Gene: ATG14
Product: autophagy related 14
Exons: 10
Coding region: 8-1489 (493 amino acids)
Biological process (GO): mitophagy; autophagosome assembly; cellular response to starvation
Cellular component (GO): extrinsic component of phagophore assembly site membrane; extrinsic component of omegasome membrane; autophagosome
Source: RefSeq, a predicted model, not a curated record